Messenger RNA from Aplysia californica (California sea hare), 2919 nucleotides. RefSeq lists its product as uncharacterized. Gene Ontology annotation, biological process: glutathione metabolic process. The coding region runs from base 1 to 2919 and encodes 972 amino acids. Gene Ontology annotation, molecular function: 5-oxoprolinase (ATP-hydrolyzing) activity. Gene Ontology annotation, cellular component: cytosol. The record is from RefSeq and is a predicted model, not a curated record. The transcript has 5 exons. Lineage: Eukaryota; Metazoa; Mollusca; Gastropoda; Aplysiida; Aplysiidae.
AUGGAGUCGUCAGUAAUUCCGGUGGUCAUCGGAGUGGACAUCGGCGGCACCAACACGGACGUGGUCCUCAUCUGCCACAGGGACGGCAGGCCCCAGGUUCUGUCUGAGGUCAAGGAGCUGACCAGCAGUGACGUCACCACGGGCGUGAAGAAAGCCGUGCUCCGAGGCCUGCUGCAGGCCAAGAGCAAAGGUCACACGGUGAACCCGAUCCAGGUCAACAUAGGUACCACGCACUUCGUGAACGCCGUCGUGCAGGGAAAGGAUCUAGCGAAAGUUGCAGUGAUCCGAAUCUGCGGGCCAGUGUCUGAGGAACUUCCGCCGUUCAGCGACAUCCCAGCAGGCCUCACGAACAUCAUCCGUGGCUCCGCCCACCUCGUGCACGGGGGCUUCCGGUAUGACGGGAAGGAACACGAGCCUAUAGACGAGGCUCAGCUCCGUGACGUCAUUGAGGGUGUUAAAAAGCAGGGUAUAACAAACAUCGCGUACAUCGGGAUCUUCUCCCCAACUCGACCGGAUCAGGAGCUGAGAGCAAGGGAGAUAACUCGCGAGGUUUUCCCGGAAGCUAGCGUGUCUCUGUCCCACGAGAUCGGCCAUAUUGGGAUUCUGCAGAGGGAGAACGCGACCAUCCUGAACGAGUGUCUGAAACCGUUGUGUAAGAAAACCGUUAGUGGUUUUCAGUCCGCUCUAGAGGAGAUUGGAGUCACGAGUCCCGUUUUUCUCACACAGAAUGAUGGAACCAUCAUUAGUAGCGAGGGCGUUCUGGAGCAGCCGGUUCUGACUUUCGCGUCGGGUCCGACCAACAGCAUGCGUGGGGCGACGUUCCUGUCAGAGCUGAAAGACGCCAUUGUCAUCGACAUAGGAGGGACAACGGCCGACGCUGGCGUGCUCAAAAACGGGUUUCCCCGAGAAGCCUCCACUCACGUCAAAGUAGGCGGGGUCCGAACCAACUUCCGUAUGCCUGACGUAGUGAGCGUUGGGCUCGGAGGUGGCUCGUACGUUAGGGAGAGAAGAAACGGCAAAGGUGAGCUAGAGGGCGUGGCUAUAGGUCCACGCAGCGCAGGUUUGAACCUCCUGAAAGAGGCUCUUAUUUUCGGCGACGGAACCGACUCGGAUUCGGCAAAGCGAUCGACCACAACAACGGAUAUCGCAGUCGCUGCCGGUUUUUACAAGCUAGGGGACCCCAAGAGAGUCAAAGGUUUGGACGAGGGCUUUGUGAGGAAAUCUGUGGAGGCGAUCCACGCAGUUCUGGAGGAGUUGGUGGACAGGAUCAAACUGAGCAGGGAGGAGCUACCUGUCGUGGUGGUGGGCGGGGGCAGUAUCGUGAUUGACAGGACGAGGCCCAUGAGGGGAGCCACUGAGCUGAUCGUUCCCGAACAUUUCGGCGUCGCCAACGCGAUAGGAGCGGCCCUCAGCAAAGUCUCCGCCAGCCUCAACACUGUGGUGAGCCUCCUAGACCUCGUGGACACAGCGGAAAUGGAAGGGCGUGUGCAGGAAGCGGUAAAGGCCACCACCACGACCGAUGACCCGGAUGGGACAAAAGCGGACCUCGCCACCAACGAAGCCAGGAAACCCUUCUUUUCCCGCGCCAGAGACGCCGCGAUAGAGGAGAUCUGCCGGAAAGUGAAGACGCUUGUCGUUGCAGCCGGGGCCGAUGAAACAACAAUAGAAAUCCUCGACAAACAGGAUUCCGUCAUUCCCUACAUGCCCGGGAACGCCACUCAAAUCUUUGUCAAGAUGGUCGGAGAUCUUGCUGCAUGGAGUCAGAAACUCGUGGGUGCCAAGCAGUGGUCAUGCCCUGAAAACUCAGACAAUAUCCUCGCCCUGGAAAGUUAUGUAGCCACCAAUAAACAAACGUAUUCUUCAACAGGACAGCGAAUCGAUGACGCGAAGGAGGGAGAUGAGGAAGAGGAGACGAAGGAGAAGGCGAAGGGGGAUGGGGACGUGGGCGAUGAGGAGGACGACGAUGCCACCAAGUCGCCGAAAGAUCCCUACAUCGACCGAGAGAGCGGGGAAUGGAUUCUGUCUGAGUACGACAUCGAGUGCAUCGCAGUGGGCGCCGGGAUUUACGGUUGUGGAGGAGGGGGUAGUCCACACAUGGGUAGACUGCGCGCUUUCGCGUCCAUCCGGAGCGGGAAGCGCAUGCGCGUGGUGAACCCGGAUCGUUUUCUGAAAGACGCUGACCCGGAAACGGAUAUUGUGAUUGUGACGUCCAUGAUGGGAGCGCCUCUGAUCACGUACGAGCAGGGCGAGUCGUCUGCCGAGACUGUGAGAUCUUUGGAGUGUCUGCGAGAUCUUUACCAGGUUGGAGGAUACAAAGAUGGAGAUCUACAGAAUAAAGAAGGUGUAACCGUGACAACCACCCAAGCAGGAGUCAAGUUCAUUCAAAACUAUCACCCGAGCAACACUUCCCAAAAGUCGAAGAAUUGCAAAAUCAUCGGUGUAAUGGCUGCAGAAAUCGGAGGCUCAAACGCCAUUGAGCCUUUCCUCGUUGGAGCCAACCUUGACCUUCCGGUCAUCGACGCAGACGGGAUGAGCCGAGCCUUUCCGGAAGUGCAGAUGUUCAUUCCUUACAUGUACAACAGCCCCGCGUACCCACUGACUAUAGUAGGAUCGGGAAACUCCGUAGAAAGAAGCGCUCUUCUGUACUCUCCGGGAAAUAAGUUGACAGAAAACUUCCUGCGUGACGUCACCGUUGACUAUGGUGGCAGUGCAGGAUUGGCUAGUUCCGUCACGUGUGAUGAAGUGAUGACGAAGACGGCGCUGCAUACUGUGAGUAGUGCUUGGAGGCUCGGAGACGCCAUUUUGCGUGCCCGAGUGGCGAAAGAAUCUGUGAUUGAAGCCGUAGUCAAGCAGGAGGACGCCAAGCAUAUCAUCACGGGCAAGAUCACGGACGUGCAACGGGAAACGAGUGGAGGGUGA